Alligator mississippiensis (American alligator) is the source of this 733-nucleotide messenger RNA. RefSeq lists its product as uncharacterized. The transcript is spliced from 15 exons. The coding region runs from base 1 to 603 and encodes 200 amino acids. NCBI's taxonomy places the organism in Eukaryota, Metazoa, Chordata, Crocodylia, Alligatoridae. The record is from RefSeq and is a predicted model, not a curated record.
AUGGGAGACUUUAACUACCCAGACAUCUGGGAGGAGCGCUCAGUCAAAUCCAAGUGGUCGCAAAGCUUUCUCUCGUGCGUGGAUUACCUCUGUCUGACACAGGAAACCUAUGGGCCGACAAGAGACAAAGCGCUGCGCGACCUGGUACUGGCAACCGAGGAUGACCUAAUCAGCGACCUAACGAUCGAUGGGAAGCUGGGUGACAGUGACCACGAGCUGAUCACCUUCACCAUCUGCCGUAAAGCUGACAAGUCAGUCAGUAAUACUGAGACUGACUUGCCACCUAUAUUAAGUGCAAGGUGGCAAAGACCUGCAGCAAGGCAGCAGCCCUGGAUUUCAGGAGCGUGGAUUUCAGUGAGGCUGAACUCCUUGGACCUCGGGGCUUGGUUCAACUCUGCAAAAGUCCUGGACACCAUGGACCUCGGGGCUUGGUUCAACUCUGCAAAAGUGCUGAACUCCUUGGACCUCGGGGCUUGGUUCAACUCUGCAAAAGUCCUGGACACCAUGGACCUCGGGGCUUGGUUCAACUCUGCAAAAGUGCUGAACUCCUUGGACCUCGGGGCUUGGUUCAACUCUGCAAAAGUACUGGAGGCCUUCGACUAGAAUGUGGGGCAACAACGACUCCAGUGCCUACAGAUGGUGUGGCAACAACGACUCCAGUGCCUACAGAUGGUGUGAGAUAAGAUUGGACACUCCUGGCAAUUCCUGGCAUGGUGACAAAACUGGAAAGACC